GUUGCAUCAUCCGGCGCCAUCUUGUAAAUGGCUUUAUGAAAGAAAAAAAAAACCUUAAAAAAAAAUUUUACGUUAUAGACUGAAGUGUACAGUUACAUAGUGAUGGCUGCAGACAAUGUUUCAUCUCAGACCACAACUGGACAGCCUCAUUUGGCGAAGCAAGAUCUAACAAAAUUGGAUGAAUCUCAGCUAAAUCCUCUUACUCCCGAAGUUAUCAGUCGUCAAGCAACGAUCAACAUCGGAACUAUCGGCCAUGUGGCUCACGGAAAAUCAACAGUUGUCAAAGCAUUAUCAGGAGUACAGACUGUCAGGUUUAAAAAUGAACUUGAGAGAAACAUUACAAUCAAGCUAGGAUAUGCCAAUGCAAAGAUCUACAAGUGUGACAGCAGUUCAUGUCCAAGGCCUAGUUGCUAGCAGUCAUCUGGAAGUGCAAGGGAGGAUGUAUUUGCUUGUGACCGUAUGGGAUGCAAUGGAAAAUUUAGAUUAGUUCGACAUGUGUCAUUUGUUGAUUGUCCUGGCCACGAUAUUCUUAUGGCCACAAUGUUGAAUGGAGCAGCUGUUAUGGAUGCUGCUCUUUUACUGAUAGCUGGAAAUGAAUCUUGUCCUCAGCCUCAGACUUCAGAACAUCUGGCAGCCAUUGAAAUAAUGAAGCUAAAGCAUAUAAUUAUCCUUCAAAACAAGAUUGAUCUUGUCAAGGAGAGCCAGGCUAAAGAACAAUAUGAACAGAUUCUCCAGUUUGUUCAGGGAACUAUAGCUGAAGGAGCCCCUGUGGUUCCAAUUUCAGCUCAGCUAAAGUACAACAUAGAAGUCAUCUGUGAAUACAUCUGUAAGAAGAUCCCAGUACCUGUCAGAUAUUUCACCUCCAGUGCUAAACUCAUAGUUAUCAGAUCUUUUGACGUAAACAAACCAGGAUGUGAGGUAGAGGAACUCAAAGGUGGUGUUGCUGGGGGAAGCAUACUAUGUGGAGUUCUUAGAGUGAACCAGGAAAUAGAAGUGAGGCCUGGUAUUGUUUCAAAGGACAGUGAGGGAAAACUGCAGUGCCGUGCCAUUUUCUCAUGCAUUGUGUCUUUGUUUGCUGAGCAGAAUGAGCUUCAGUUUGCUGUGCCUGGAGGGCUAAUUGGUGUUGGCACAAAGAUUGACCCCACGUUAUGCCGAGCAGACAGGAUGGUAGGACAGGUUUUGGGUGCUGUUGGGACCCUCCCUGAGAUUUACACCGAGUUGGAAAUUAACUACUUCUUGCUGAGAAGACUGCUGGGAGUAAGGACUGAAGGCGACAAGAAAGGAGCCAAGGUACAAAAGUUGUCUAAGAAUGAAGUGUUGAUGGUGAACAUUGGUUCUCUGUCCACGGGAGGUCGUGUGUUGGCAGUCAAAGCAGAUUUGGCUAAAAUAGUGCUGACUCAGCCCGUUUGCACUGAGAUCGGAGAGAAGAUUGCGCUUAGUAGAAGAGUUGAAAAACACUGGAGGUUAAUUGGAUGGGGCCAAAUCAGACGAGGAGUUACCAUUAAACCAGAAUCGUAGGAUAAAGCAGCAGAAGUUAUGUAGUUUUAAAGAAUCGAGAUCAUCAAGAAAGGCUUCUUUCGAGAACGUGUCCUAUGGCCGUGCUUUAGUAAACUCAAUGAAUGUCCCACUAUCGUCUUUAUAGGUCUUUAUGAAGAGAAUCCUGAUUUGAAGAUUUAUCAACAUGAGGACAUUAUUUCUUGUACAGAAAAUACUGUAAGCUUACAUAAAAAGUUCAUGAAAUCUUAAGCUGAACUGUGUGAUCUAAACUGAGAUUUGGAAGUCGCUAGUUUUUUUUAUCUGGCUCAGUUUUGGUUUGUCACGCAUUACUUCUCCGUUCUUGGAGACGUCACAUCACUUCUCUUCAUCGAUGAAAAAAACAGCGUGACGUCCAAGACACUUGGAAUGUGUGAAAAACAGAUAGGAAACAUUUCGUGCGAAAGCCCAGAUAACGGUUGCUAAGGAGACGAACGAUUUGAAACGCUAGAGUGAUCAAAAAUCCUCUGUCAGGGUUAUUCAGACACAGUAUAUCGUAAUAAACAUAACAAUCUAUUUUAA
This is a messenger RNA of Stylophora pistillata, 2055 nucleotides long. RefSeq names its product eukaryotic translation initiation factor 2 subunit 3, Y-linked-like. The record is from RefSeq and is a predicted model, not a curated record. Gene Ontology annotation, molecular function: GTP binding; tRNA binding; GTPase activity. Gene Ontology annotation, cellular component: cytosol; eukaryotic translation initiation factor 2 complex. Gene Ontology annotation, biological process: formation of translation preinitiation complex. Lineage: Eukaryota; Metazoa; Cnidaria; Anthozoa; Scleractinia; Pocilloporidae.